Messenger RNA from Centropristis striata (black sea bass), 7887 nucleotides. RefSeq names its product laminin, gamma 1 (gene lamc1). Bases 311 to 5095 code for a protein of 1594 amino acids. NCBI's taxonomy places the organism in Eukaryota, Metazoa, Chordata, Actinopteri, Perciformes, Serranidae. The record is from RefSeq and is a predicted model, not a curated record. The transcript has 28 exons.
UGGCCGGAGUGUCCUCUGCGCCGCAGACAUGCGCAGUGCCGGACUGGGUGUAGUCUGGAGCCUGUCUUUUCCUGCUGGUUGUGAGUUGUGAGUCUGUGCAUGGCGGCGGACACAAAGAGCUGAUCCGAGCCGAUCCGAGCUGAACUACCGCUGCAGCAGCAGAAGAAGAGCCGGGACUCUUUCCGCAGGCCCGGGGCACGCACCGGGACGCACCGGACCCUCACAGACCACUUAGGACCAGUUCAGGAGAGUUCCAGUCGGAAGUUUUUUUUUUGUUUUGUUUUCUAAACUUUUCUUCGAGGGCUGAAUAAUGCGGAUCUGUCUCCGGGCUCUGGUGGCCCUGAGCUGGGUGGCGGUGUGCGCCCGCGCCGCCAUGGAUGAGUGCGGGGACGCGCCGGGCCGGGCGCAGCGCUGCAUGCCGGAGUUCGUGAACGCAGCGUUCAACGUGACGGUGGUGGCGACCAACACCUGCGGAGCCCCGCCGGAGGAGUACUGCGUUCAGACCGGCGCCACAGGGGUCACCAAGUCCUGCCACAUCUGCGACGCCCGGGACCCUCGGAACCACCACAGCGCCGUGUACCUGACCGACUACAACAACCAGCAGGACACCACCUGGUGGCAGAGCCAGACCAUGCUGGCGGGCAUCCAGUACCCCAACUCCAUCAACCUCACCCUGCACCUCGGGAAGUCCUUCGACAUCACCUACGUGCGUCUGAAGUUCCACACCAGCCGCCCCGAGAGCUUUGCCAUCUACAAGCGAACGAGCGAGGGCGGGCCCUGGGUGCCGUACCAGUACUACAGCGGCUCCUGCGAGAAGACGUACCGCAAGGCGAGUCGCGGCUUCAUCCGCACCGGCGAGGACGAGCAGCAGGCGCUCUGCACCGACGACUUCAGCGACAUCUCGCCGCUCACCGGAGGGAACGUGGCGUUCUCCACGCUGGAAGGACGGCCCAGCGCCUACAACUUCGACAACAGCCCUGUCCUGCAGGACUGGGUGACGGCUACAGACAUCAGAGUGACCCUGAACAGGCUCAACACGUUCGGAGACGAGGUCUUCAACGACCCGAAGGUCCUGAAGUCCUACUACUACGCCAUCUCUGACUUCGCUGUGGGAGGAAGGUGUAAGUGUAACGGCCACGCCAGUGAGUGUGUGAAGAACAGCCGGGGUCGUCUGGUGUGUAACUGCAAACACAACACGGACGGAGACGACUGCAACGUGUGCAAACCGUUCUACAACGACCGGCCGUGGAGGAGAGCCACCGCCGACAGCCCCAACGACUGCCUGCCCUGUGACUGUAACGGGAAGAGUUCUGAGUGUUACUUUGAUGCCGAGCUGUACCGGGCCAGAGGUCACGGAGGUCACUGCCGGAACUGCGCCGACAACACCGACGGGCCGAACUGCGAGCGUUGCCUUGACAACUACUACCGUGAUGCGAGCGGCAGCCGAUGCCUCGCCUGCAGCUGCAACACCGUCGGCUCGGAGUCCCCUCAGUGUGACAACAGAGGAGUGUGUGCGUGUAAACCAGGCGUCAGCGGAGAGAAGUGUGACCGCUGCCAGCCAGGCUUCCACAGUCUGACCGAGGCCGGCUGCAGGCCGUGCUCUUGCUCGCCCUCCGGCAGUACUCAGGAGUGUGACGUGAACACGGGUCAGUGUCGCUGUAAAGACAACGUGGAGGGCUUCAGCUGUGACAGGUGUAAGCUGGGCUUCUUCAACCUGGACCCUCAGAACGCUCAGGGCUGCACGCCGUGUUUCUGCUUCCAGCACUCGUCUGUGUGUGACAGCGCUGACGGCUUCAGCGUUCACACAGUCACCUCCAGCUUCCACAGAGAUGACGAUCAGUGGACCGGGCAGCAGAGGGACGGCUCCAGUGUCCCCGUGCAGUGGUCUCCCAGCGGACAGGAGAUCUCCCUCAUCUCAGAGGACUACUUCCCCAUGUACUUCGUGGCCCCAGAGAAGUUCCUGGGGGACCAGCUGUUGAGCUACGGACAGAACCUGACCCUGAGCUUCCGGGUGGACCGGAGGGACACGCGGCUGUCGGCGGAGGACCUGGUGCUGGAGGGCGCCGACCUGCGCGUCGCCGUGCCGCUCAUCGCCCAGGGCAACGCCUACCCCAACGAGAACAUGCAGACAUACGUGUUCAGGCUCCAUGACAGCACUGAUUACCCCUGGAGGCCGACCAUCAGCCACGCUGACUUCCAGAAGCUGCUGCACAACCUGACGGCCGUCAAGAUCAGAGGAACCUACAGCGAGAAGAGCGCCGGGUACCUGGACGACGUGACGCUGGUGACGGCGCGCCGUGGCCCCGGAGUCUCCGCUCACUGGGUGGAGCGAUGCACCUGUCCUCAGGGUUACCAGGGGCAACACUGUGAGCAGUGCACGCUGGGAUACCGUCGCGCCCGACCCGAGCUCGGAGCCUUCAGCUCCUGUGAGCCCUGCAACUGUAACGGACACAGCGAGGCCUGCAACCCCGACUCAGGAGCGUGUGACUGUCGUGACCACACGUCUGGUCUGAGCUGUGAACGUUGUAAAGACGGUUUCUAUGGCGAUGCGACUCGCGGCUCCUCAGAUGACUGUCAGCCGUGUCCGUGUCCCGCCGGAGCGACGUGCGCCGUGGUCCCCAAGACCAGAGAGGUGGUCUGUACCAACUGUCCUACAGGGACCACAGGAAAGCGAUGUGAGCUGUGUGACGACGGUUUCUUCGGCGACCCGCUGGGCGCCAGCGGUCCGCCUCGUCCCUGCCGUGCCUGUAAGUGCAGCGACAACAUCGACCCGAACGCUGUGGGGAACUGCAACCGCUCCACCGGAGAGUGUCUCAAGUGCAUCGACAACACCGACGGCUUCUUCUGCGACCGCUGCAAGGACGGUUUCUACGGCAAUGCCCUCGCCACCAGCGCCGGAGACAAGUGCAAACCCUGCUCCUGCUCUCCGGCAGGCACCGUGGGCCGGCAGACCGCCUGCUCGCAGGUCACCGGUCAGUGUCAGUGUCUGCCCAACGUGGCGGAGCGCGACUGCAGCGCCUGCGAGCCUGGCUUCUUCAACCUGAUGAGCAACAACGGCUGCGAACGGUGUAACUGUAACCCGAUCGGCUCCACCAACGGUCAGUGUGACAUCACAUCAGGUCAGUGCGAGUGUCAGCCAGGCGUCACCGGGCGCCACUGCGAGCGCUGCGAGGUCAACUUCUUCGGCUUCGGCUCGUCUGGAUGCAAACCAUGCGACUGCGACCCCGAGGGCUCCCAGUCGGGUCAGUGUAAGGAGGACGGGCGCUGCGAGUGCCGGCCCGGCUUCGUCGGCACUCGCUGUGACAUGUGCGAGGAGAACUAUUUCUACAACCGUUCAGCACCGGGCUGCCAGCAGUGUCCAUCCUGCUACAGUCUGGUCAGAGACAAGGUGAACCAGCAGCGUCAGAAGCUCCAGGACCUCCAGACUCUGAUCGAUAACCUUGGCUCGGGGCAGGACGUCGUCAGCGACAAAGCCUUUGAGGACCGACUGAAGGAGGCUGAGAGAGCCAUCGAGGAGCUGCUGGACGAGGCGCAGAGCAGCAAGGACGUGGACCGUGGGCUUCUGGAUCGUCUGAAUGCCAUCAACGGGACGUUGACCACGCAGUGGAACCGCCUGCAGAACAUCCGUGGCACGGUGGACUCCACGGGUGCCCAGGCCGACCGCGCCCGCCAACGGGUCCGCGACGCCGAGAGCCUGAUUGAGCACGCCCGGCAGGAGCUGGACAAGGCCAAGGACGCUAUCCGGAAAGUGGACAUCAAACCGCCGAGUGGCGCUGGAGACCCCAACAACAUGACGCUGCUGGCCGAGGAGGCGCGCACACUGGCCGACAAGCACAAGAUGGAUGCCGACCAGAUCGAGAAGAUUGCCAGAGAUGCCAACGACACGUCGACCAAAGCUCUGAACCUGCUGCAAAAGACCCUGGAGGGAGAAGGACGGACAAGCCAGGAGAUCGACGAGCUCAACAAGAAGUACAACGAGGCCAAAGAGCUCGCCAAGAGUCUGGAGAAACAGGCCCACAAGGUGCAGGCGGAGGCCGAGGACGCCAGCAGCAAGGCACUCAAGAUUUUCGCCAACCUGACGAGUGUCCCACCGCUUGACACCAAGAGCCUGGAGGACGAAGCCAGUAAGAUCAAGAAGGAGGCAUCUGACCUCGACAAGCUCAUUGAUAAGACGGAGAAGGAGUACAACGACCUGCGAGACGACCUGAAGGGCAAAGAGCAGGAGGUCCGCAAGCUGCUGGAGAAGGGACGCAGCGAGCAGCAGACGGCGGAUCAGCUGUUGGCUCGAGCCGACGCAGCCAAAGCUGUGGCCGAGGAGGCGGCCAAGAAAGGCCAGCAGACGUUCAGAGAGGCCGAGAACAUCCUGGACGACCUGAGAGACUUCGACCGGCGGGUCAAUGACAACAAGACGGCGGCGGAGGAAGCGCUGACCAAGAUCCCCGCCAUCAACGCCACCAUCAUGGACGCCAACCGUAUGACCAAGCAGGCGGAGGCUGCGCUGGGCAACGCGGCGGCCGAUGCCCGCCAGGCCAAGAGCACGGCGGAGGAGGCGGAGCGCAUUGCCAGCAGCGUGCAGAAGGGCUCCGCCAAGACCAAAGAGGACGCAGAGAAGGCAUUCCAAGACACCAACCAACUGGACGACGAGGUCAGCGAUAUGAUGCAGCAGCUGGACGCCGCCGAGGACGAACUCGCCAGGAAGAAGGCCGCCGCCGACCAGGACAUGAUGAUGGCCAGCAUGGCGUCUGAUAACGCAAAGGAGGCGGAGGACAACGCCCGUAAGGCCAAGAGCGCCGUGAAGACGGUCCUGAGCACCAUCAGCGCUCUGCUGGACCAGCUGGGAAACAUUGAUAAAGUGGACCUGAGCAAACUGAACCAGAUCGACGAGUCGCUGAAACGCGCGAAGAGCAAGAUGGGUGCCAGCGAGCUGGACAGGAAGCUGGCGGAGCUGAACGAUGUGGCGAGAUCGCAGGAGGGCAUGAUCAACGACUACGACCAGCAGAUCAGGGAGAUCCGCGCCGACAUCGCCAACCUGGACGACAUCAAGAAGACAUUACCCGACGGCUGCUUCAACACGCCAUCCCUGGAGAGGCCUUAGCCCCGCCCCCUCUUCCCUCGCCGCCUCACCUCUAACACUCUGGCAGCACGCCAACUUUACCAAAACACUUUUUAAAACUUUUUUUUUGUCCUCAGAUUCUUUGAAGCCAAUAUUUCAAGUUCACAUUUUACCAGAAGCAGCUGUUAGUUUGUCUGCAGACGUGGUGACGGCGGGACGAACUCAGCGGCGAGGAGACGCCGCCUCCACCGUGCCCGCAACCACGAACCCGCCGUGACUGCACCGUCUGUUCCACCACAGGAAGUUACCCAUCAUGCCCGGGGACUCUCCCUCAUGCCUCCUCCAGUCUCCACUCGGCUGAAUUUCUUCAGAGCGCCGCCGUCGCCCCGGGUACCAUCCUUCAUCCACAUCUCUCUUCUUUAACUCUUCUCUCCAAAGCUUCGUGUCCGACUCCGACAGCAGAGGAAAAGUGUUUCUGCUUGUUCUUUUCCUCCCUCCGCUCUGCUGCUCCAGAUGAAGUCUUUAAAUCUAAAACAUCCUCCUGUUCCUACAACGUUCAGAUCUGUUGGAUCUGUUGGUCAGAAAAUAUUCGUUUCUACGCCGAUGAUGUUGGUGUUUACAGGUGCAUCACAAUAAAUUAGAAUAUCAUAGAAAAGUUUAUUUAUGUCAGUAAUUCAAUUUAAAAAGGUGACAUAACACAUUAUGUAUAUCCAUUACACACAGAAUGAAACAUUUCAGGUCUUAAUUUAAUUUAUUCUUAUUAUAAUGAUUAUGGCUUACAUUUAAUGAAGACCUAAAUUUCAGUGUCUCAAAAAAUUUGAAUAUUACAAAAGACCAAUUUUAAAAAAGUAUGUUAAAUAUGGAAAUGUUGGCCUCUGAAAAUGAUGUCCAUCUAUAUGACUCAGUACUUGGUUGGGGCUAUUUGACUUGAACUACUGGAAAUGGACCUUUCAUCAUUUUCUAAUGGAUUGAUAUGAUCCUGUACUCUUAAAGGGACAAUUCACAUUUAUGGGUGGUAUGAGGUUUUUAUUCAUCGUGUCACAGAGAAUGAAGCUGUUCUCUCUCUGCUCCAGACUCCAUUCACAAAAACAGGGAUUUUAGUUCACAGAACGCAGGAAUUGUUAAAAGUAUUCACAUGAACAGGUUUAUAGGAUUUACAUUUGCUUAUUUAAACACGUUGAUGCUGUAAAACGGUUUCCACCAAAAUCACCAAACCAUCAAACCAGUGUCGUCAAAAUAAAAAAGAGCAGCGUGAGGCUUAAACUCUUCUGGCCAUAUCUCAGCAGCUAUAUCGGUUAACAGCAAAAAAUGUCAGAAAAUGCAGUUUUCAGACACUCGGAUGUGAAGGUUCUCUGCUUUCCUCUGCUUCACAUCAGAUUUGGGCAAAACAAGACAUUUAAAAACAAGGAAAACUAUAUUUAGUUGCAGUUGAAAUGACUGACAAUGGUUUCGUGAAUGGAGUCUGGCUGAGAGAAGAGAAUGAGUGUUCUAAUGAUCUGAAUGUUUUCAGACAGUGAAGCUGCAGACGACCGUCAGCUGAUCAGAUAAAUACCUCAAACAUCCAAACUGUCCUUUACCAAGUUUUCAUCUUACAGUCAUGGAAAAAAUUAUUAAACCACCCUUGUUUUCUUCACUUUUCUUGUUCAUUUUAAUGCCUGGUACAAAUAAUGGUCCAUUCGUUUGGACAAAUAUAAUGACAACAACAUAAGAGUUUAAUUUAAGAGCUGAUAUCGAGACAUUUUCCAUGGUUUUCUUGAUGAGAACCAAAAUCAUUUUCAAGAAAACCAUGGAAAAUGACUAGAUAUCAGCUCUUAAAUUAAACUAUUUUCUUGUUAUCAUUAUAUUUGUCCAGACAAAUGUACCUUUAGUUGUACCAGCCAUUAAAAUGAACAAGAAAUUGAAGAAGACAAUGUGGUCUAAUAAUAUUUUUUCAUGACUGUAUAUGAACGUGCAUGUUGCGUGCACAAGUUAAUAUCUUGUUCCUAAAAGAAACCAAGGUCAGCGUGAAGUUCUGCACAAAAUAUUAACUUGUGCAGAGAAGACAAAAGUUGUCAGAACAAGAUUUUCAGAAUGUGUUUAAGAUGUGCAGGUUGUGUGAACAGAGAUGUUCUCUGCAUGUCUCUCCAGAUACACGAAACUAAAUUUCUGCUGCUCGUCUCAUUAACAUUUCUUUCUUCCGGCUUAAAUAAAUCAACACUAUGCAACUUUGUACAUUUUGCGUAGGGAGAAUUUUAUCUGAUACACUGGUGCUAAUAAUUAUUUCAAAUGUUCUAUUUUUGUGUGAAUGUUUUUUAUUAUGACAUAGAGUGAGGAAUGUGUUAUUGUGUAAAUAUAUUCUGCUUCAGUGAUUCAGGAGCGGCUGAUUAAAGAAACACUAAACCGCCACAAUCAAUCAACAGAAACCUCCAGGUUCCUCUAUAUGAUAUUAUGUUAUUAUUAUAUCUGAAGCUUGCUUGUAUACAGGCUGUACGCUGCCUCGUAGCCGUGCCAUAUUUCAUGUGUGUUAUUGAUUCCAGCUAACUGAAUAUUUGUGUUUAGUUCUUUUUGACCUGUCAGAAACUUCACGAGUCCAUUUAUUGGCUCAGGGACACGACAAGCUCGCUGUGUCUCAUUAGUGUUGUUGUGCCUUAAUAUAAAGUUCAGACUGUAAUCAAAGUGCCCAGCUGCCCUUUCACAAUAAGAGUCCUCCAGGUUGUCUCUGAUCAGGUCCUGAACACGCUCAGAUCAUUAAACAUGGUAAAGUGUUUGUGAAUCUGAACCAGAGCUGCAACUGUCAGACAGAUUAUCAAUUUUCAUGCAAAAAUUCACUUUCCAGCCUCUUAAAUAUGAAGAUU